AAUGGUGCAAUAUAUUUCAAGGUUGAAGGAGAGUGUGGAUAUAGUUCCUGUCCUCAACCCCUAGAAGAUCAUAUCAACGUACAUCUAGUCCCACAUACUCAUGAUGAUGUUGGAUGGUUGAAAACUGUAGAUCAGUACUACUAUGGAGCUAGAAAUGAUAUCCAGAGAGCAGGAGUGCAGUACAUUAUUGAUAGUGUUGUUGAGUCUCUUCUCAAGGAUCCUUCAAGGAGAUUUAUUUACGUUGAAUCUGCUUUUCUCUGGAGAUGGUGGGGGGAACAGGAUUUAGAGAUGAAGGAAACUGUCAGAGAACUUGUCAAUGAAGGAAGAUUAGAGCUGGUGAGUGGAGGUUGGAGUAUGAACGACGAGGCUGCUGCGCACUAUUCUGCAGUCAUCGACAACAUGGCGCUAGGAAUCAAAUUUUUGCAGGAUGAAUUUGGGGAUUGUGGAAGGCCUAAGGUUGGAUGGCAAAUUGAUCCAUUUGGUCACAGCAAAGAAUACGCAAAUAUUUUAGCAAAGUUUGGGUUUGAUGGAUUAUUUCUGGGAAGAAUUGACUAUGCAGACAAAAUCAGACGAAAGACGGAUAAAAACUUGGAGAUGGUUUGGAAAGCAGGAAAAGAAGAAGGAUCAGGAGAAGGAGAUAUAUUUACUGGAAUUAAUUACAACACCUACGGACCUCCACCAGGAUUUUGUUUUGAUUCUCUGUGUACUGAUGUUAUAAUGGACAACAAACUGAUGGAGGAUUAUAACCUAGAUGAAAAGAUUGCCUCCUUUAUAAAUCUGACCUAUGAACAAACUGGUGAUUACAAAACCAACAAUAUAAUGAUGACCAUGGGUGAGGAUUUUCAAUACCAAGAGGCCAAUAUGUGGUAUAAAAACCUGGAUAAACUUAUCAAAUAUAUGAACCAGAACAAGACCAGUCACAAAAUCCAUCUGAUGUACUCUACUCCUUCCUGCUAUUUGAAAUCAGUAAACAAUGCCAACGUGUCCUUGCUGACAAAAACUGAUGAUUUCUUCCCCUACGCGUCUGAUCCUGAUGCCUACUGGAGCGGAUACUUUACAUCCCGUCCUGCUCUCAAGGGAAUGAUCAGAAAAGCAAACACUCUCCUCCAGGCGUGUAAACAAGUAGAGAGCUUUAAUAUAGACUCACCUGAAGAUCCUAGGCUUGCCGUUGCCAAGAGAAGCGUUGCAGUCAAUCAGCAUCAUGAUGCAGUUACAGGAACAGCUAAACAGCAUGUUACUGAUGACUACUAUCUGAGUCUGUAUAGAGGGAUGCAAGCAUGCCACCAGAUUAUUGCCGACGGUGUAAUGCAAGAAACCGGAGCAUCCUGCAACUUUAAUGAGUGGUGCCCUAUGUUGAACGUGAGCCAAUGUUUAUUUACCGAAUCCAGGAAUUCGUUUACUGCUGUGGUUUAUAAUCCUUCUGCAACCAAUAGAACCUUUCCAGUUCGAAUCCCUGUUCUAGAAAACAAGGAAUAUACUAUCCUAGAUGAAAUGCAGAAUCAAGUUGAGUAUCAAAUUGUUCCUAUACCGAAACCGGUUUUGUUAGUUCCAGGACAAUUGGGUGAGGCCAGAUUUGAACUUGUAUUAAUGGCGAGUGUUCCUGGAUUAACCAGUCGGGUGUUCGGUUUUAGUAAAUUAGAUACAGAAUACAGGGGAACUAAAACCCUAAAGUUAAAAUCAGGAAAAUGGCGAGGAUUAUCUGUAGAGAAUGAUAAUAUUAAAGUAUAUUUAUCAGAAAAUGGAAAUAUAGAAAAUAUUAAGGUUGAAGACCAAGAUAUAAAUAUGAAACAGAGUUUUGAAUGGUAUGAGCCUGCAGUUGGGGAUAAUAGUGAGUAUACAAGGAGAGCUUCUGGAGCCUACAUAUUCCGUCCUAACGGAACCAAAACCAUCCUUGUCGGAGAUCCAACCUCAGCUACUUUACUUAAAGGAUCCUUGGUUCAAGAGAUCCAUCAGGUUUACUCUCCUUGGUUGAGCCAAGUUAUCCGGGUCUACAAGGAUUCGUCUAGCCUUGAGUUUGAGUGGAUGGUUGGGCCGAUACCAAUAGAAGACGGGGGGAAGGAAAUCAUUACUAAAUAUAAAACAGAUCUGGUAAGUGAUGAUAUAUUUUACACUGACAGCAAUGGUCGUGGACUUAUCAAACGACAAAGAGAUCACAGGGAAACUUGGGACCUAAAUCUGACUGAACCUGUAGCCGCAAACUACUAUCCGGUCAACUCAAGGAUAGGAAUCAGCGAUGAUUCUGACGCAAGUUUGUGGAUUCUUCCAGAUAGGAGUGAGGGAGGUUCAAGUUUAUCAAGCGGAGAAAUAGAGCUCAUGAUUCAUAGACGUUUACUCCAUGAUGAUGCAUUCGGAGUAGGAGAAGCAUUAAACGAAACCGCUUUCGGAGAGGGGCUAGUUGUCAGAGGAAAACAUAGUAUUGUACUGUGUGGAACUAACUGUGAUGAUGAAAGUGCAAGGAAAGCUGAAGAGAUAUUUGCUGCUCCAGUAAUACUUUUCGGAGAAGCAUGUGGACCCAACUCAAGACCUGUCUCUCCAGAUGUUUCAAAGCUUCAUGCCAAAUUUAACGCUAAGCCUAGAACAUCCAUUAAUCUGCCAGAUUACAUUAAACUUCUCACGAUGGAAAAAUGGACUCAAAAUCAAAUUCUCGUGAGAUUGGAGAAUAUACUGAGUGAUGUACUGGAGUCCUAUACCGUACAUGUACAAGACCUGUUUCCUGGAAAACCGGUUUCUAAGAUUCAAGAGAUGACUUUAGAUGGAAACAGAUUAAAAUCCCAAGUAAAACGAAUGGAUUGGAUUCAUGAAUCCAAUUCUAUUCCAAACUUGAAACAUAAGAAUAUAUUCACCAGGGAUUCAGUUGAUGAGGUUGAUGGACUUGAUGUUGUUCUUGAACCUGGAUCAAUCAAAACAAUCAUGGUGUACUUCUAAAAUUAAGAUGAAAAUAAAGAGAAGUUUUUUAAAGGAAA
Molecule: messenger RNA, 2963 nt
Organism: Eurytemora carolleeae
Lineage: Eukaryota; Metazoa; Arthropoda; Copepoda; Calanoida; Temoridae
Product: lysosomal alpha-mannosidase
Exons: 31
Biological process (GO): mannose metabolic process
Cellular component (GO): lysosome
Molecular function (GO): alpha-mannosidase activity; carbohydrate binding
Source: RefSeq, a predicted model, not a curated record